Messenger RNA from Dermacentor andersoni, 6256 nucleotides. Its product is annotated as anoctamin-7-like. NCBI's taxonomy places the organism in Eukaryota, Metazoa, Arthropoda, Arachnida, Ixodida, Ixodidae. Gene Ontology annotation, molecular function: protein dimerization activity; chloride channel activity. Gene Ontology annotation, cellular component: plasma membrane. The record is from RefSeq and is a predicted model, not a curated record. Gene Ontology annotation, biological process: chloride transmembrane transport.
AUGCCUGUCGGAGGCACCACGUGCUGGGAAGAGACCUCACAGUGGGCACUGGAGGCGCGCUCCAAGGUCACGCUGCCUGCGGCCUCUGCCGCCGCCGCCGCGGCAGCCAAGCGCAAGAACUCGCUGGCCAGCGUGCUACGCGACGCAGAAGUGGCUCUCAACCACAGUGCCAGAGAGGUGGACUACGUGCUGGUCUACGAGUGCGACGAUGUGAGUCGGAGCUACCAGGAGGCCGAGUGGGAGUUGCAUCGACACUACCGCGAGCUCUACGAGAACGCCAUGCGCAGCGAGGGGCUGCAGAUGGACCAGGAGCACAUCGGCGAGUACGUCUUCCUCAAGGUGCACUGCCCCGUGCAGAGGCUCUGCCAGGAGGCCGAGAACGUGCGCCUGGACCUGCCACUAGACGGCCUUCUCAUCGAAGAAACCGAAGACGACGAAGAACAGCAAUGGAUACACGAGAAAGUAGCGGCAAUGUUCGACAUGGGUGUAAACUACGUGUGUAUUCCUUUUCCUUUUUGUAUCCCAGCACGGACACUCAGUGCCCCAUUCCAAUGCCGGUGCAAAGACUGGUUUUUCGGUGGAAAAGAGCGAUCAACCUACUUUCGAUCAUCCGUGCGGUGCCUUUUGGUAAGCGACAGAACGCGCUCACUGACGCUGCUAUCAGCUUUUAUACGAAUGCACAAAUAUUUGAGAGAAGUACCUGUAUCUUCAAAAGCGUUAAGACUUGGGCAGCGUAAAAGGGAAGCCUUAUGUUUUACUAGGACAUUUCUACUCAGUAUUAUAUUGCACAUAGGUCAAAAGUGCGUGGCUUUCUCAGUUACUCACCACGUACUUACGAACAUCGACAUUGCCAAAGACGAAACUACGAAUCCUGCAGAGUUCCACAAAAAGAAAGGGCUCUCGUACCUGCUGAUGAAGAACGUGUACCUGGACGCAUUCGUGGUCCACGAGAGGUCUACGCUGGAGCCCGUGUGGGUGCCGGGCGAGGCGGUGCCUCCUCGGCCACAGCCCCUGUCCGCCCUCAAGGUGACCGACUCGGUGCACGUCCUCGACGACGACCGCUUCUCGCCCAUGGCGCCGGCCGCCGCCGCCGCCGCCGGGGACACGCGCGCCGCGCUGGACCACCAGUGGCGCAAGCUGGUGGGCGGCCAGCCGCUGGACAGCAUCCGGGACUAUUUCGGGGAGAAGAUCUCCUUUUACUUCGCUUGGGUGGGCACCUUCAUCGCCUCCCUAGUCGUCCCCGCCGUCAUCGGCCUCGGCGUCUUCUUCUUUGGCGUCAUCGAGAAGGACCAGGAAAGGGAUUCAUUUCCAGGCGCACGAAGCAGGCGCACGAAGGGUGCAACUGCUUUUCAUGCUGACGUGAACGCCAUCAUCUACACCGUGGACGUCAUCAAGGCUGCCGGUGACACCUUCCUCACACCCUUCUUCGCUUUCACGGUCUGCCUGUGGGGCACCGUAUUCCUGGAGAUAUGGAAGCGGCGCCAGGCGUCGCUGGCCCACCGCUGGAACGUGGACCACUUCUCGGCCGAGGAGCCCGAGAUGCCGCAGUACUACGGCACCGUCGCAGUGCGGGACCCCAUCACGGGCGAGCUCAGCUGGCACUACCCCAUGUCGCACCGCAUCGCCAAGUACUGCUGCUCGGUGGGAUUCUUCGUAAUGAUGUCCAUCGUGGUACUAAUCAGCGUGCUGGCCGUAACUUUAUAUCAAGUAUACAUGUACAACGCGUACUGCAACGGUGAGACAACUUGUGAAGUUGUGCACGGCUCCAUCGUCGCACCGAUGCUCAACACCAUCUCCAUCAUGGUUUUGGGAAAGAUAUAUUCAUACGCUGCAAUCCAGCUGACAGAGUGGGAAAACCACAGAACGAGAAGUAUGUACAAUGACGCAUUAGUCAUCAAGCUUUUUGCCUUCCAAUUCACCAACACAUACGCAUCACUUUUCUACACUGCCUUCUUCAGGGAGGGUCGGUCGGGGCUGUUCGGACUGGGCGACCAGUUCAAAGACCGGUGCGGCCACCCGGGCAGGGACACGUGCAUGUCCCUGCUGUCCCUGCAAUUGCUCAUCCUGAUGAUCGUCAAGCCCUUCCCCAAGUUCUGCUACGACGUCAUCUGGCCGCUGAUGAAGAAGGUGCUCCGCAAGUGGGGCAUCAUGUACAGGGUGGCGGACGAGAAGGUCUCCGACCAGCACUUCCUGCUGCGCGAGCUGUACAAGCAAGACGAUCCCGAGUUCCGCAGGGAUGAGUUCGCCGAGAAGAUCAUCCAGUACGGAUACCUGAUGCUGUUCGCAGCUUCGUUCCCGCUGGCCCCACUCCUGGCGCUGCUGUACAACAUGUUCGAUCUUCGGAUAGACGGCAACCGGCUUCUCUGGCUCAACCGAAGGCCCGUGCCCUUCAGAGACGACGACAUUGGUAUGUGGUUCCAUCUGUUCGGCUUCAUCAAUGUGUGCGGCGUCGUCAGCAACGCGUUCCUCAUAGCAUUCACCUCCACCUUCGGAAGGAACCUCAAGAGCGACUACAGGCGGUUCAUCUUCGUCAUCGCAUUCGAGCACCUCGUGUUCGGAGUCAAGUUUAUCCUCACCCUCGCCAUUCCUGACACUCCUGCUGCUGUGAAAAACGCCAAAACAAAGGAGCGGCAGUUGCUGUCGCACAUGAUGGCCAAGGUGGCCACGCUACAGGACAGACUUCUCGGUGGCUCGGCAGCCACGACCUCCCAGACGGGCAGUGCAGCCGCCACGGCCAACGCCGUUGGCGAAGCCGCGGCCGGUGCCGCGCAGCCACUGCGACGCAAGCUGUCGCUGACGCGCGAGGAAUGACACGAGGACCGGGCAGCGCCACCGGUAUCGUCCACCGGGAGCUGCUGCGAGAGCACCUCGUUCAGGACCGUCGCGUGGAUCCCCUUCGCCACAGCCUCGCUCCAGAGGACCGCGUCUGUCAUCAAGCGGCACCGCCGAAGCACGGUCAUCUUCAUGGACGCUUGAACAGUACAAACACCUGGAGUGCCAGCACUCUGUCACGGGCACCCGAUUCCCCGGUUCGCGCGCUUACAACCUGUCGGGCUACAAGUAAUCGACUGGACAGAGUGUUUGUGGUGUAACACUGCUCGUAAGGGGCACUGGUAGACUAACGUGGAAGCACCGACUAGUUGGUUGUUCAUACUCGGGAGGGAACACUGCUAAGGACACGGACGAAGGUGAAGGCACAUGAAAAAGCCCAACAUGUCGUUUUUCUGCUGCCUUCACCUUUGUCCGUGUCCUUAGUGCCGUUGAAUAUGCAAAGCACUGGUGGAACUCGGGGUCGUUUCGUCACGAGGUAGUUUUUCCAGUGUUAAAACAACUGAAAAGUGCUUUUGAGGUUGAUUGGCCCUACUAUCACCAAACAUAGACCAUCUCUUACCACUAUUUCAGCCCAUGUUGGUAACUGAAAAGCUGAACUCCUGAGUGCAUGAACUUCCGACGUUUUCUUUUCAUUUCAUUUUAUUACCUUAAAAGCCCUAUAGGGGCAUUACAUAAGGGGUGGGCGUACAUAUAUUUAUUAUACAUCUGUUUAAGAAUAACAGAGCACCAGUUUUAAAUACAACACACGUGAAAAUUAGGUACAUAAUUCCAUCUAGUACACACAUAAAUAGCAUAUCCCGUACAUUUUUUCUUAUUCUGAAAAAUGGUCUGUUAGUUUUUGCAUGAAUGUAGGUGCACAGGUUAUGGUGGCAGUUUGAUGGGGCAGGUGUUCCAAUCUGCUGCUGCGCGAAAGAAAAAUGAGUCUGAAAAAGUAGUAGUAUGGUGCGAGCGCGGCCAACUUGGUAUGCGUGCCGAGUGCAAUGUGAUAUACAGGCAGCGGAAUAAUGUAUGGUGGUUGAUUAAGUGAAGUAUGAUAAAACUUUUGAAAAAGAACGAGAGUUGAGAUGCGAUGGCAAUCAGCGAGUCUCACCAAUCCGGAUUCUUUUUUCAAUGAUGACACGCUGACAUCAUAUGAAUACGUUGCUCAUAUUAUUUCAUAUCUAUUUUUGUUUUUUCAGUGACUUUCCUUACUUGGCUUCUCUGCACCUUAUCAGUUAACUAAAUUACAUGUUGCAUUUUCUACUUAGGUAGGAGCCUCGCAGCCACAAAUAAAAUGGAGUUAGGUUGUGGCUGCUAGCAUCUAACAUGCCACUGAAAAGAAAAGUGAUGGCAACUGUCUACUUCGUUCGAUCAAACAAACCAUUGUUACCUUUGUGCACUCGAAGUUAAGAACAAAAGAAAAAGUAAAAAGAAAAAGCUAGAAGAUGAACAUAGUGCAUUGAAAUCUCUCGUAGGGCAUUUGUGAGACACUAUUGUUUAAUAUAUGACCUCAGGAGACAGUAAGAAAUAACAUUAAAGGGACUCUGCAACACUUAUAAACAUGGACGAAGAUACUGAAGAGCUGGGAGCCAAACACUUUCUUCGAAACGCUGCCAGCCCUUUCCUUCAGCUUUUAAAAUCUUCCAACCACUUCGUUUCUUCACUUUUACACAAUAAGAACAUGUAAUAGAAAAGUUUUACGUAAUAGCAAGAAGCUUAGAUUAUGCUUCUGAAAUAGUACCAAUAUAGCUGCUCUUGGAGGGACCCUGCAAAACCUUUUAUGAAAAGUGUGCAAUGAGCCUGGCGUUAAAAGCACUCCUUCACGAAACUUUUCCAACAAAAUGUUUUUGCAUGCACCUCACAAUAGGGUAGUCUCACACACUCCUGGCUUUCCCCUCUAAAUUGCUCCUGAAGCUGUGGCACUGUGCCCAGGUGAAAUGAUGCUGCCGCACUCAUCCAUUCACAGUGUUACGCUUAUGUUUUGGCUUGACCUUGGUAACAUGUGGCACAUCCCUACGUUACUCCUCUCAAUCUUGGAGGCCAUUUAGUAUCGAUGCAGUGGUAUUACUCUUUGCCACGAUUUCCACUGCCUAUAAGUGAUAAGAAUUCAUCACUUUUGCUGAAAGCCCAGAUCAAAAGAAAUCCAGCCACUGGCCACCGUGUUAAAAUGUGUGAAGGGACAUGUGCAAAAUGCAGCAGGGUUUCAGGAAGCUGAAGGGAAAAGCUGGCAGUCUUUUGAACAGAACUGUACACUUCCAGUUUAAAGUAGAGGAAUAAUAUUUACCUCAGCUGUUUAUGAAGGUACUGUCUAGCAACUAAGCAGGUUACUUGCCACAUUCAAAAAUAGUUACAGGGCCCCUAUGAAAAAGUGGAAUAUUCAUAAAGUAGAAAUGAUGCAAACAAUUAAAUGACAUUAAUUCAAGAUUCCCACACCAGCAUCCUUACACCAUGAUACAUUUUGAAUUUUCGCAGCAUCUCCUGGGGCCUACGUAUUUGAAUAAAAAAAAAAUGUUUGAGAAAGCAAAUAUACUGGCAACUUUUCAGGGACUUUACUAUAAAAAUUAACUGAAUACUUCAAUAUUCAUUGAAAUUUGUGAGGUCACGCUGGCGCCAUAUUUGCCACGGUCAUACCACAAAGUUCAAGCUCAGAAUUUUCUUCAUUCACAGACAAUCCUCCAGAAGAAAAUGUAAAUAGAGUUUUUAAGAGUACACUCUGCUAGUCUACCUUAGGUGAUUUAGUGUUUUGCUUUGGUAGCCUUUAAAGAAUGUGUAACAACUUUCUGGUUAAGUGUUUGCAAAAGUACUUGAAGGCUGAACAGAGUGCUGUUAUACAUGACAAAUCACAUGAAAUGGUUCAGUGUGUGCAACUGCUCAUGCAAGAAAACGUCAGUUCCGUCCAAUGGUUGCAUGAGCUGCAAUCAUGCCUUUUUAGCAGUUGUAUGCACAAUCUACAAUUACAUUGACAAAAUGCUAAGGUGCAAGGAGAAUCUAGCUUGAGUACUUAUGGCAGGUUCUAUUCCCGAGUAUACAGUCAUAAGGUCAUUCAGUGCAUGUUGCUCUAGACAAGAAAUACAAUAUUGUACGCCUAAUGAUUUUCGUGCCAUUUUUGCGACUUGCCAACUACAACGGAAGCACAAUGUUGACAAAAGCUUUCACAAUAUCACGAUGGAUGGCAUACUCGUGUGUGCACAAUAGGAUUUCUGCCUACAUUUGGUGCAUUUCAAGGGGGUGACACACAAAAAUGCCUUCCUAUAUUCGCUCAAGAAGGCACCCCAGCUUGUACAAUGCUGUAGCCCUGUUCUAAGGCAACCAUCAUACUCACAGUGCUGCCUUAGGAGUUAAACCAUAAGUAUGACAUGAUGUGUUCAAUGAGCACUUGUUUUGUGUAAAUAGCCCAAAUGCCAACACUGCACAGUUCAACAUCAUCAUAUGAAAAACAGUUGCA